This is a messenger RNA of Annulohypoxylon truncatum, 2809 nucleotides long. RefSeq names its product Rec8 like protein-domain-containing protein. The transcript is spliced from 2 exons. NCBI's taxonomy places the organism in Eukaryota, Fungi, Ascomycota, Sordariomycetes, Xylariales, Hypoxylaceae. Gene Ontology annotation, cellular component: synaptonemal complex; cohesin complex. The record is from RefSeq and is a predicted model, not a curated record. Gene Ontology annotation, molecular function: chromatin binding; protein binding. Gene Ontology annotation, biological process: replication-born double-strand break repair via sister chromatid exchange; synaptonemal complex assembly; mitotic sister chromatid cohesion. Bases 477 to 2411 code for a protein of 644 amino acids.
CCCCAAAGGAUCCCCCUCCACCUCUAAUUUCAAUCUUUCAUUCAACUCAUUUGUCCUCUUUUCCCGACCAGUGCAAAGAUACCUCAAUCUUCACCCCUCGAAUAUAUACUCGCUGUCGCUGUUAGCUUAUUACUACUUUAGAGAACCACAUCAACAUCGCGCAUCCCUUGCGCUAAUUGAUUCGCGAGGCAUAAACUGGCAAGAGACGGUGCGAACGCUGGAUGUACGCGAUCUGCGCCCAAAACAACGCGCUCCUAUUCUCUUGUUUACACCAUCCUACGCCUCCCACCUUUCGUCAUCAACCUUUUAACAAAGGGCCUAACUCUAACGCGUUGUCGCAUCGAGUAGAACGAAUCUAGCUGCUUUAAUGCCAUAAUCAUUGGGCACUUACCUUUCAUUGCUCUUUGCUCUUUCACUCUUUCGCUGCUACAUCGCUUCAACUUGCUUUCCUAAACUGUCUCAUCGUCGCUGUCGCGAUGUUCUAUUCCGAGACAUUGCUGCAGAAGACAGGGCCUCUGGCUCGAGUCUGGCUGUCAGCAAAUUUAGAGCGCAAGCUCUCGAAGACACACAUUCUUCAGUCUAAUCUACCCGACAGUGUCGAUGCCAUCAUUACUCCAAACCAAGCGCCCAUGGCGCUCCGACUAAGCGGUCAACUCUUGCUUGGUGUCGUCAGAAUCUAUAGUCGAAAAGCUCGGUACCUAUUAGAUGAUUGUAAUGAAGCUUUGCUCAAGAUUAAGAUGGCCUUUCGCUCCACUGGAAACAAUGAUAUCCCCGAGAAUUUGAACAUGCCAAACCGGGAAGCAUUGAUGCUUCCUGAUCGUAUCACGCCUGCCGAUAACUUGAAUAUCUUACCGCCGCCCGAUGCUAACUGGUUACUUGGCCAAAUGGAGGAUGUGAGCGCUACCCCUGUUAGCUCAGGCACUCGGGGCCGGGGUCGACCAAGCAACCGCGAUAUCAACCUGCAAGAAGACUUCAACAACAGCCAGUUCUUGUACGACGACAAGAUGGACGAGGACAACGUUGCGCUUGCUCCUAAUGACGACCUGGAACUAGAUUUGGAUUUUGGAAUGGAUAUCGAUGAGCGACCUCGAGGAGAUAAGAGCAUCGAAAUGGGUCGAGACGCGCCAGCUGCUAGAGCUGUCGAGGAUGAUAUUUUCAGUGAGCUGGAUAUAGCGCCACCGGCCAAGGGUCUGGAUCGCGAGCCAUCAUUGAAUCUUGACUUCGGAGACGACAAUGUCAGAAUUGCGGACGGGGACGGCGACAUUCAGAUGGAUGAUGAUUUCCAAUUUAAUAUUGGUGAUCAGUCGGCGGUGCCUGAGAUGGGCGGUGCCCCUGGUCUCGAACGAGCCCGCAUCUCAGAAUCACCCCUUUCGGAUAUUGACGAGAACGUAGCACGAGAUGUGGAAGAGUGGACGCGUCUAAACAACACUAGUAUUUACGAACCGGGCCAAGAGCCCGAGGAGCCCGAGCCCCUCCCUCAGAAGAAGUCGAAGAAGCGCAAGGUCUUUGGCUUAGACCCUGCCACUCAGCUCACCAGCGCGCAUAUCAAGGAGCAGCAACAGAAUCACGAAAACAUUCUUAAGGCACCCACAUUCAUCUCACGAGAUCCGUACUUCCUGGCUUUAGUCGAGCUAAAGAACAGCGGCAGCUUCGUUUCGAGCAUCAUGGGCGAUGGCCGUAGUAAAGCUUGGGCCCCGGAGCUAAGAGGAUUGCUAUCGAUUGAUUCUAUCAGACCAGUUAACGACCUUAAGCGCAAGCGUGAUAGCGGGAUUGCUGACGUUGGUGAGGAAGAGGAACAGGGUGCAUCCAAAUCGCCUCGUUUAGAACUGGGCGAUGACGAUGACGGACUGGUUAUACCUGACGCUGGUUUAGGCGAACGAAGUGUUGCCCCUGAUGGCACCAUUCUCGAAAUUCCUGCGGAUGAGACGGUCAUCCAACACGACGAGGACGAUAUUCAUCAACCCCGCGAAGGAAGCCCGAUGCCGGCGUUUGACGAGACAACGGCUCCCAUAGUACAUCCCGCUGACAGUGGUCCGGUCUCUAUGGGCACGAAGCAUGCGGUUCACGUUCUUCGAGAUCUAUUCGGCGAUGAAGCGGCUACUAGUGACGAGAAGAGGAAGAAGUCGGUGGUAUUCCAGGACCUCCUGCCCGAAGGGAGAACUACCAAAGCAGAUGCCACCAAGAUGUUCUUCGAAUGUUUAGUACUUGCGACCAAGGAUGCUAUCAAGGUGGAGCAGAAGGAGGGUACUCUUGGUGGUCCUAUCAGAGUCCGAGGAAAGCGUGGUCUCUGGGGUGCUUGGGCUGAGACAGAAGCCGGCGGUGAGAUUGCCAACCAAGAACAAGCGCAACAAUCUGAUCAACCCGAACCUGCCAUUGCAACUCCUUCUCGAGUGGUAGCUGCGGCGGCAUAACUGUCUAUUGCUGGGUUUACUGCUGGGUAAUUGGAUGAUUGCAACGGCAAGAUGAAGUAAUGGUUCAUGUAUAAACUUCUCUGCACUUGAUGGAUAUUCCCGAGGGUUCUGAUCACAUGGUCUAAUGGCGUCACGGAGUACUGGGGUACGGAAGGCAGGGAGAUACCAUCAGCUGCGGGUAUAUUGGUCGUCAAAAUCAUGAUGGGGUGUUCUUUUCUUUUCCUUUCUUUUUCAGCUCGGUCAAGACAGGGUAAUUGCAUUCGUGUCGUCAUCUAGGGUUAAGAUGAUAGUUGGGGAGCAGAAGCUAGCAUGGAGUGGCAUUGCGACGUGAUAAUACAUCGUGCGAGCCUGUUCUCGGAAGAAUUCGUAAAAUACAAUUCACAACAGGAUUUGGUUCA